GCGGCCGGUGCCUCGACACCUCACCUCGGACCCAGUCGUAUGAGCGGCCAAUAUGCGAUGAGUGGAAGCAAACACGAGGCGACAGCCUCCCACUCCCGUGAGCCGGCAGUCUGGCGGCGAGGGCCUCUCUGCUGAUAGCACGCGGCGUCACUGCGAAGGUCAGCGCCGAUAGCAGCAGCCGGCAACGAGCAGCCAGCACCGAGAUGCCCCGCGGCAAGCUGGCGCGCGCGCCCUCCUUCACGCUGCCGGGCCGCGCGAUGCUGCGCCUGGACCCGGCGCUGCGCUUCUCGCUCGGCCGCCUGGUGGAGGCGGCCCGGCCGCGCCCCGACGCGCCCUCCCCCGCCGCGCAGGCGCGCUUCGCCACCUCCUGGCAGCUGCGCUUCCGCGAGGAGUGGGGGCGGCUGCGCGCGGCCGUGCGCCGCCUCUUCCACUGGCCGGAGGCGGCGAGCGAGGACCUGGCGGCGCUGCACGAGGACGUGCGCGUGCUGCAGCGCUCCCAGGCCGGCUCCUUCAUGCUGGAGUACUACCAGAGCACGCUGCUGCGAGACGCCGCGGCGCCGCUGCUGGCGCGCCUGCUGGAGCGCAGGGCCGAGCUGGCGCAGACCCUGGCGCUCGUGUGGACGCACUUCUACUGCCACUCGCUGCCCGCGCUGCAGGCCGUCUUCGUCAGCGUCAAGCACCAGCGACUGUCGGUGCGGCAGGCCACGCUGGUGGGGUUUCGGGACUACCUGCUGCUGCAGGUCGAGGAAGAUCUGGCACCUUUGCUGCAGCAGCUUUAUGCAAGGAAUGCUGUGCCCGCCGCUGUUCGCCAGAUGUUGCUCGUACUGCAGGGCGUGACGGAGUGCUACCCGCCUAGUGACAAGCGGCUCCGACUGGAGCAGCUGGUUGCACGCUGUGUGUCGCCGUACCAGGUCUAUAGGGGAUGUUACGUGGGAGGCUGUGACUAG
Bacillus rossius redtenbacheri is the source of this 947-nucleotide messenger RNA. RefSeq names its product proline-rich protein 5-like. The transcript has 6 exons. The coding region runs from base 204 to 947 and encodes 247 amino acids. The record is from RefSeq and is a predicted model, not a curated record. Lineage: Eukaryota; Metazoa; Arthropoda; Insecta; Phasmatodea; Bacillidae. Gene Ontology annotation, cellular component: TORC2 complex. Gene Ontology annotation, biological process: TORC2 signaling.